CUGUUUUCUAAUUUAGUUUAAUCAGAUUUAAACUAAAUUAGUUAAUAUUAUUCUAAGUUUCUUCUAACACAAUAUACAUCGAUAAUUUCUUAUCAUCGAAAGACUGUGAUUAAUAACAGUCUAUUAAAAAUAUAUAAAAUACUUUUUAAAAUGUAUAUUUAAUUAUCCUAAAAGUUUUAAAAAGACGAAUCAUUUUAUUUUAUUUUCUUUAAAAAACAUCCCCGAAAACUACCACCUUUCUUCCCAUUUUAAAAAAGUAGGGUUUUCCCCUUAAGUAUCGAAUAUAUAAUUACAAUGAAAUCAUUUUUAUCUAAAUUAUUUGCAAUUGUUUAUUUGAAUGAAUUCAUGUGAAACGUUUUGAAGUCGGUGUAUAAACAAAUACGAUUAUAAUUUCAGGUUAAAAUUAAUAAUUAUUUUACGUUAUAUAAAGAAAUAUAAAUAAUUGGCGUGUAGGAUGUGCGAUUAACAAAUAUUCCUUGAAAAUUAUAUAAUAUUUUCUUUCACAAAUAAUAAUUACGACAUUCGAUUUUCUUUCAUAGAAUUUGAUAUUCUUAGAAAUUUAUUAGUGAAUACAUAAAUAUAUAUAUAUAUAUUUAUACUUUUACCAAAGGUCAAAACUUGUGUUACAAAGGAAAUCAAAACUCGUAUGAUUGUAAUAUAAUAUAAUGUUCGAUAUAGAUGAAGUCAAAUCGUAUUUAACCGUUGUAAAGAUAACAUCGAAGAAUUUCAUUUUACAUUUGAAAAUGUAUGCAAAGGCAACUAAAGUUAUUAGCAGUACUCCCAUAAAACGUGAUAUUGAUACUAGUUCAUGUUCGAUUUCGGAUGUAAAGUGUACCUCGUCGGACAGUGUAAAGUUAAAAAAUAAAACUAAUAUUAAAAGACGUACAUUUGAUAAUAAUAAGAAGAUUAAACGUAAAAAAAAAUUUUCCAAAACUAAACCUAUUAAUACAAAAAUUGUAUGUAUUAAUAAAAGAGGAAGAAGAUUCAUCGUAUCGGGAACGUCUAAUAGCGAAUCGGAACUAGAAUUAAUCGACAAAAAUAGGAAAAUCGUGAAAGUAGAGAAAAUAUUAAAAGACAAAUCUACAAACGUGAAUAUACCAGAAAUAUUAGAAAACAUAUCUACAAAAGUAAAAGAACAAUGUCAAUCUACGUGUAAAUUAUUUGAAAAUCCGGAACGUAUACGUGAUAUUAAUUAUAAUGAUCACGAUAAUAUUCUACUUUCGCCGUCUUUAAUUUCGAGAAAAUCAAAUUAUCAUCCUUCGAUACAAAGUAUUAUCGCGAAUAAAGAAAAUUAUGAAGAAAUUAAUAUCUCUUCGGAUGAAAGUAUCAACAAAAUUCAGAUCUCUUUGGAUGAAAGUAACAAAGAAAUUGAUAUUUCUCCUGUUUUAAAGAGAUCAAAUCGAAUUAAAACGUAUCCACCAUCAAAACGAACAAAAUGGAAAAGAAACUUGUUGAAAAAUACGAUAUACGAUAAAUGGCCAUCUGAUUAUAAAGUAUCAUCGGAAUAUGCCGGUAUAUUAUGGGAUAAAUACGUGAAAAAUCAUUCUGAUGAAUUUCCACAACAUUAUCAAACCAGCGUUAAUCGUAUACUUAAUAAUGAAAAAUCUGAUACAGAUGAGAAGACAAGUGAUGAUGCCGAUUCAUUAGAAGUGUUUAAUCGUCUCGAUGGACAUCACUUGAAGUUAUUCAAAUCAAAAAAACCAGUGUGUAGAAUUAGUGGAACUUUAAAUAAAGAAUCGGAAUCUGUACCUAUUAAUGUUGACAAAAUUAUCUACGUUCCAAAUGAUCAUUCGAAAUCAAACAAAAGAAAAUACGAAGAAGGAAAAUGGAUGAUAAAGAAGAGAGAUAAGUAUGAAUGCAAAUCCAGUGAUAGUAAUAAUGAUCUCCAAGAAAAAUCAUUCAACGAAUUUAAUGCCAAAGAAAAAAUGAAUAAAUCUUAUAAAAUAUCACAUUCGCGUCAGAAUGAUAAAAAUGACGAUUGUUAUUCCUUAACUUCGACGUCUUCGUCGUCGUUAAACAAAAAUCCUAAUGUUAAAAUUAAAAGCUGUAUAAAUUUAAAAUCUAAAAAAUACAGAAGAGGAAGAGACGGUAAUUAUUAUUUAUCAACUGAGGAAUCAUCGUAAUUUGAUAAAUUUAAUCUUCAUCGAGAUAAUAUUUUUGAGAUCAACCAAAUGAUCGUUUGAUCUUUCUGAAAUUAAAUGAUAUUAUUGUGAUCAUUAUAUUUUGCAUCGCGUAUACAUUUCGAAUUGUUCAAAUAAGAUACGUGUAAUAUCUUUUGAUACACUUUACUAUCACAAAUUGAAUUUAUA
Molecule: messenger RNA, 2309 nt
Organism: Polistes canadensis
Lineage: Eukaryota; Metazoa; Arthropoda; Insecta; Hymenoptera; Vespidae
Exons: 3
Coding region: 666-2123 (485 amino acids)
Source: RefSeq, a predicted model, not a curated record